ACGAAAACUGAAAAUCUGUUUCCGGUACAUUCUUCGUUGAUUUAUAAAAUUUGGCAUUGUUGAAAAAAAACACAGGAUAUAGGAACAAAAGGUUUAAAGAUGUCGUCCAGAACACACUUUGGUGUUGUUGAUCAGGCUAUGAAGUCUAUGAAGACUGUUGAAGAAUACAUCAAAGUUGGUAUGGAAACAACUCUAGAUGUUGGUAUGGACUUUGUUGAACAUGACAAAGACAAUGAGAAACAAAUAGAUGAGCUGAGAUCUGUGAUGAAAGACUAUGUUAGAAUGGAAAGAGAUCUUCAGCAAUUUAUGGAAGCUGUUGAAUGUGUCAAAUCUACUGCAACAAAGAAAAACGAACCCUUGGAUUUGGAGAAAGAAUUAGAUAAUAAAUUGUUGGAACUUAAGCAAGCAAACAAGGAUGCAGAACUGACACAGCAUGAGAAAUAUGUGGAUCUUAUUGACAAAGUUAAUGAAAUGCAACAGCCAGAUUGUGUAUUCUGUGAAGGAUCCUAUGCUGGUCCAGCCACAUCAACUCAGAUUGAUGAGGAUAUUGCCAUGACACAGCCAGAGGUCAACACACGCUGUCCAUAUACAGGCAAAGAUAUGAUUAAUCCUGUCAAAAACUCCUAUUGUGGUCAUCACUAUGAUAAAGAGGGAAUCAGUCAUUAUAUCAAAAUAAAGGGACGCAAAGCAAAAUGUCCUGUGGGCGGUUGUGGAAAUGACAAACCAAUAGAACUCAGUGAUUUGAUUGAAGAUAAAGAUUUGAAAAAAUUUAUAGAUAGGAAAAAUAGACAUAAUAAGAAAAAGAAUUGAAAAAUCAAUACAUUCAUAAAAUUUAGAACCUGGCUUGUAAUGAUGAUGAAGUUACCUGAUGAAUGGAUGGAGACAGCUAACCGUAAUAAAACUGUAAUGAACAUGACAAUUACCUGUGAGCAGAUAGAGAUAAAACAGACAUACUAGGAAAAGAUAAAGACCAUGUUGGUUACAUGUUUUGUGUAUAAAUUAACAGCCAAAUACAUUGUUCUUACAUUGUAACAAAACUAAAAUCAGGGAAGAUGUUGAUAUGUUGAUAUAAUGAAUUCUGUUAAUCAUGUUAAUGUUAAAUGUUUUUUUCUGGAGAAGGUCUUGAAGAAAUUUUUAAUUAAAUCAUUCAAUAUUUCUAUUUUUUUUUUUGCCCCCGCCGUUGCGGUGGGGGCAUUAAGUUUUACCCUUGUCCGUCUGUACGUCUGUCCGUCCGUACGUCCCAAAAUUGGUUUCAGUUCUCUAACUUUAGUUUGCCUCAACCAAAUGUUAUGAAACUUAUACAUAAUGCUUAUUAACACAAAACACAGGUCAAGUUUGAAUUUGGGUGGCGUCACUUUUACUGUUUUAGAGUAAUGUCCCUUUACAAAUGGAAAAAUUGCUUAAUUUUUCGUUUCCGUUCCUUAACUUAAGUUUGCCUCAUCCAAAUGUUAUGAAACUUAUACACAAUGCUUAUUACCACAAUACACAGAUCAAGUUUGAAUUUUGGGGGCGUCACUUUUUACUGUUCUAGAGUUAUGCCCCUUUACAAAUGGGAAAAUUGCUAAAUUUUUCAUUUUUUUUUUCCAAAAAUAUCAAUGUCAUUAUUCAAGUAAUUUUUAAAAUUGGAGUUAUCUUCCUUUGUCCAUGAUUAUAGUUAAAUCAACUACAAUCAAUGCUUUAUACAAUGCAAUGUUUAAUUUGGCCUUCCACUGAUAAAACACAGAUCAAGUUGAAUUUGGGUAGUGUCACUUUAACCAUUAUUGAGUUAUGCCCCUUUAUAAAUCGAAAAAUUGCAAAAUCUUUAGUUUCCAUUCUGUAACUUAAGUUUGCCCCAACCAAACAUUAUGAAACCUAAACACAAAACUCAUUACCACAAAACUAAGAUCAGGUACAAAUAUUGUUUCCGUUCUCUAACUUUAGUUUGCCUCAACCAAAUGUUAUAAAACUUAUACACAAUGCUUUUUACUACAUAAUACAAAUUAAGUACGAAAUUUGGUGGUGUCACUUCUACCAUCCUUUAUAAACAUAGAAAUUGCUGAAUUUUUCGUUUCCGUUCUCUUACUUUAGUUUGUCUCAACCAAAUGUUAUAAAACUUAUACACAACCGUUCUAGAGUUAUUCGAGUUUACAAAUAGAAAAAUUGCUGAAUUUUUCGUUUCUGUUCUCUUCUUGAGUUAGCCUCAACCAAAUGUUAUGAGACUUACACACAAUGCUUAUUACCACAAAACUCGGAUCAAGUUCAAAUUGGGUAGCGUCACAUUUACCGUUCUUCAGUUAUGUCCCUUCAUAACUAUAUGAUAUGCAAGCAGGGGCAUCAUCUGUGUCUACAUGUGGACACAAUCCACAUUUGGACACAAUCCACAUUUAUUUAUUUUUUUUAUAGAUAGCAAUGCACAUCUUGUAUGUUAUGCAUAUCUGUUAUAAAGCAAUGGAUGAAUAUAAUGUUAUAAAAACUAAAGAACUAAGUAAUUAAAAAUUUAUUUUCAAAAUUCACUUCUUAUUUGUAAAUUUUUCUUCUUUUCUUUAACAAAUUAUGAAAGUGAAUUAUAAUCCCAUUAAUAAUCUUAUUUUAUGAAAAUGUAGCAAAAAGAGAAGACAGUUCACAGUUUACUGACUCCCCCUAAAAUAAGAAAAAUUUCUGGUAAACACUGUUUAGAAACAGUGUUAGUUUGGAACCCUUAAAAAAAUUCAAUGUUAUCUGGGUUUUUGUUCCUCAAUGAAUGAAAAUUUCUAAUCGUAAUAAACAAAAUAAUAUUAUAGAUUUUUUAUUGAAUUUUUAAAGUACCUUGUUUAAACUGAGAAUUUAAAGGUAUAAAUUAUAUGCUUACGAAACAUCAUCUUAUCCUUCUAAUUAGCUGGAUCUGUUUUGAUAAUUUUUAUGUCUAAAUCAAGAACUGCUACAGAAUCUUGUGGCCAACACCAUUUUCACCAGAUGACAACCAGUUAUUUCUUUGAGGUGUAGAAGCUUGCCAAAAUUAAAGGGUUAUUUUGUACUACAGGCACAUUCCCAAACACUUAUUUUGCCUUCUCGCUACUUUUGAUGAUUAUUUUACUAUUGGUUACUGUAGUAAUGUAAAAGGAGAUAUUAAGGCAUAAAGAUAAAUUAAAUGGUGAUCAUUGGGUAGAAGAAACAUUUGUUCUUCAAAAUGCAAAUUUCAAUUAGUGAUCAUAAUGACUCAAAUUAGGAGAAUAAAAACCAUUUGAAAAACUAUUAUUACGAUGCAUCUUCUAAGGCUUCUAUAUACAUAAUAUAUAUGAGAACUGUAAGAAUUUUGUAAGAUGCACACCUGGUAUUUAAAAAAAAAAAGUUAAAAUUUAUUUUCAGACAUUUUUUCAUACUCUGCCUGUGUAAACACCGAUUAAAAUAGAUUUGUCUGUUUAGCUGUCACACUUUUCCAAGAUAGAGUUCACAAUAACUACUACAUAACAGUGAUUUUAUAAGAGUUCACAAUAACUACUACAUAACAGUGAUUUGAUAAGAGUUCACAAUAACUACUACAUAACAGUGAUUUUAUAAGAGUUCACAAUAACUACUACAUAACAGUGAUUUGAUAAGAGUUCACAAUAACUACUAUAAAAUAACAGUGAUUUUAUAAUCAGCAUUUAGUACUACAAUAUCAAGGUUAAAUGACGUAAUGCUUUUUCUUUUUUUUUGAUUUGGAUAAAAAUAUCAGCUCCUUUCACUGCAUGUAAAAUUGGAAAUUUAAGUGGUCAGAUGUAAUGUAUUUUAUUGGCUUAAAUCAUUUGGUUCUUUGAUGUCAAAACAUGAAAAUGUGUAUGUUAAUUGAUUUUGAUAAAGGUUGGAACGGCUAUUGUUUUUAGAAGUAAUUUACAAUAUUUACAAUACAAUUUACAAUAUUUUUAUUUUUCCAAAUUAAAGGGCCCAUUAAGAGCAUAACAUUAAUAACAAAUGACAUAAACAUUACAGAGUGAUUAAAGAAACAUAAAAUAAUAGUUCAAAUGCAUGAGGAAAGGGUCAGUGGUCAAAGGGAGAUAAUUUUGCUAUCUAUUAGAGUAUUUAACUAAUUUUCUGAUUUUCUAAGUUGCAGGCCUUUAUCAAGGUAUGCACUUAAAGUUAAAUAUUCUACAAAAAUUGAUUGUUCCCACAGUUGGACAAAUUUCUGUAAUUUUUGGUUGCAUCGCAACUGUCAUACUGUCCUGUUCGUCUGUCUGAAUGACCUUGGGUAGAAAAUUUUCUUCAAAGUUUUCUUGGCUUCUAUAAAAGGGAAUGAUUUUAUAUUUGCUUUACAGCUUUAUAAUGUUGAGUUGUAGCCUGUAAGCAAUGUUUACAUCUGCCGUGCAGCUACUUCCAGUUUGCUGAUAGUUUGAAAAUUUUAUAACACUCGCUAUACAACAAAAAUUAUGCUUCAGUACACCAGUUACCUUAAUUAAUUGCAUGCAGGGACAGAGAAAAAUGUUUUACAAAUAUUGCUGAAAGUGAAAUAUUUUGAAUGCAUGUAUACUUGACUUUCUAUACACUUAUGGACAUUGUUUAUUUGUAUUUCAAGCAUUUAUGGUAAUCAGUGGAUGGUCUAAUGAAAUACGGUUUAAUUUUGUCAUUUUCAUUUUUCAAGUUUUUCCUAUCAAAGGUCAGUGGUUUUCGCUGGGCACUAUGGCUUCCUCCACCAAUAAAAACUGUCCGCCACGAAAUAGCCCAAAAGCGGUGCUUAAAAGUGGCAUUAAAACACCAAAAAUCAAAUCAAUCAUUUCUCAAGCAGAAAUCACAUUUUUCAAACCACACAGAAUUUAUAUCAUUUGUGUUUUUUUUACAUUUGCUGUAUUUAGACAUACUUGUUACCUUGUCCUAUUGAAAUUAUAAGUAAGUAUAUUUGUGAGAAAUUUAUAUCAAGUUGCCUUUCUGAAUUUUGAGAAUAAAUAAAAAUAGAUUACAGAAAUUUCAUUUGAUUAAGAUAGAAAGGAAUUAUUCCUAUCUAAAUGAUGACGGUUAUUUUAAGAUGAAGGACAAUCAGCAUUAUACUGUGUAAAUAUUGUUUGUAUUUAAAAAAUAAAUUUUAAACUUGA
Mytilus californianus (California mussel) is the source of this 5021-nucleotide messenger RNA. Its product is annotated as E3 SUMO-protein ligase NSE2-like. Gene Ontology annotation, molecular function: SUMO ligase activity; zinc ion binding. The record is from RefSeq and is a predicted model, not a curated record. Gene Ontology annotation, cellular component: nucleus; Smc5-Smc6 complex. Lineage: Eukaryota; Metazoa; Mollusca; Bivalvia; Mytilida; Mytilidae. Gene Ontology annotation, biological process: double-strand break repair via homologous recombination; protein sumoylation. The coding region runs from base 100 to 810 and encodes 236 amino acids. The transcript is spliced from 7 exons.